UCCAGUUAUAAAUCAUUGAAAAUCAUAUAUUUAAAGUAACAUUUUAUCUAGUGUUCACGUGCCUCAGGACAAACAUUUUUUUUUCGUGUUUCGCGCUUGUGAGCCACUAUCCGCCCGCUGCAGGAAGAAACCUUUGUGACAGCUUGUGAUUGGACUGUCACUGUCCACCAGUGACACUUGUCAAAGCAGAAAUACAAGUAGUUUCUGUCUACUGUUACCGUUGACUAUGGCUGGCAGACAGGCGGUGAAAGCGUACUUGGAUCUCUUGUCGCAGCCAUGCAGGGCUGUACUAAUAUUCCUUAAACACAACAAAAUACCACAUACGGUGGAGCUCGUUGCGUUACGAAAAGGGCAGCAUAAAACACCUGAGUUCUCCAAACUCAACCCCAUGCAAAAAGUGCCAGUGCUGGACGACAAUGGAUUCGUGCUUACUGAGAGUGAUGCCAUAUUGAAGUAUCUGGCGACAACCUACAACGUCCCUGAUCACUGGUACCCCAAACUGUCAGAGAAGAGAGCCCGAGUGGAUGAGUACACGGCCUGGCAUCAUGUGAACACACGUAUGCAUGCUGCCACAGUCUUCCUGCAAGAGGUUAUAUUUCCAAAUAUGGGACAGCCAACAAAUCCUGCAAAGUUUAAAAAAGCGCUGACAGACCUGGAUGGCACACUAGACAUGCUGGAAAACAUGUUUUUGAAGAGAAAGCCCUUCCUGUGUGGUGAUGACAUCUCAUUGGCUGACCUUUUAGCAGUAUGUGAGCUCAUGCAGCCCAUGUGCAGCGGGAGGGACGUUCUGAAGGACAGACCCAAACUGCAGAGCUGGAGGAGUCGAGUCCAGUCAGCGCUCUCUGACUCCUUUGAUGAAGCUCACUCUGUUGUCUAUCAAAUAAGGCAGAAGUUCACAGCUAAACUGUGAAAAAUCAACUCUCUAUACAGAGCAGUUAAUUGUAGAAGAUUAUAUCACUAAUCACACAUUUAAUAUGAUUAACACGGCAUUUGUCUAACAUGUUUGAUUAAUAUAUGGUUUCAAAAGAGGCAUAUAUCCAUAUAUGCAUAUUAAUAAGAGGCAUACGUUUAAUGAACUUUUUGUGCACAUAGUUUGUGCCUUUUCAAAUAUCUACAUAACAUGGUAGUGUGGUUUCUAAAUGAAGAAAACUGUGAUUAUUCAAAUAUAACUAAAAAUAUAAAAACAUUUUAUUGUUGACAGGAACUGGUAAAAGAAUACUACAAGUGUGUGAACGUCGAGACCCAGGUUUGCUCUUGAAUGAUGCUUUUCCUUCUCACUCUUGUGCCUUACCUUUCUGUGAUGGAAGUGUCCAAUUAAAGUGGUCUCAGUUAAUAAUA
Molecule: messenger RNA, 1338 nt
Organism: Cyprinus carpio (common carp)
Lineage: Eukaryota; Metazoa; Chordata; Actinopteri; Cypriniformes; Cyprinidae
Gene: gstt2
Product: glutathione S-transferase theta-1
Biological process (GO): glutathione metabolic process
Cellular component (GO): cytoplasm
Molecular function (GO): glutathione transferase activity
Source: RefSeq, a predicted model, not a curated record